AUGAAGCUUUUCUUUGUUCGAUUUGAUUUAUUAUCAUUUCUUGUAUAUAUUUUUCCCAAUUCAGGAUAAUAUUUCGAUUAAACUCGAAACUCAAAACGUACAACAUGAAGGCAACAAUCUUGUUAGCUGUUCUAGUGGCAGUAUUUGUCGCAGGUACGGAAGCUCAUUCGCACGCUUGUACAUCAUACUGGUGUAGUAAGUUUUGUGGUACUGCUAGUUGCACACAUUAUCUAUGCAGAGUACUCCAUCCCGGUAAACUGUGUGCAUGUCUUCAUUGCAGCAGGGUAAACAAUCCUUUCAGAGUUAAUCAAAUUGCUAAAAGUAUUAACGAUUUGGAUUACACUCCAGUAAUAAAGUCGAUGGAAAACUUGGACAAUGGAGUGGAUAUGUUAUAAGCAAACUUAUGACAGAAAGAACACAACUAUGUUCCUUUGCUAUCAUUCUCGCUGCUUUUCUCCUUUCUAAAAACUUUGUACGAAACCGGUCAACACAAAGUUUAUCAUCAACCUGAAAACUAUCAAAAGUUGAGUCAUGUAUUUUCAGUUUCAAGUCCAAAAUUUAUAUUAUUAUAUUGAAUGAAUAACAAAGUAUAAAAAACAGUAUUUUUUCCUGCAGCUGUUUUAUCUUUUUUUUUCUCAGUUGUAGUCUUCUGAUUGUAAUAAAUAGCUUGAAAAGCAAA
This is a messenger RNA of Mytilus trossulus (common blue mussel), 679 nucleotides long. RefSeq names its product myticin-A. Lineage: Eukaryota; Metazoa; Mollusca; Bivalvia; Mytilida; Mytilidae. The transcript has 3 exons. The record is from RefSeq and is a predicted model, not a curated record. Bases 105 to 395 code for a protein of 96 amino acids.